AUGCGCCCCAAGCUCACUAAACGUGCCUGCGACGAGUGUAUAUCCCGCAAGGUAAAAUGCAGCGGUGCCUGGCCCUGCCAAACCUGCCAGUACGCCGCGACCCGAGUGUCUUGCACAUACUUGAGACCCGCGCGGCGACGGGGCCCCAAAGUGCGACGGCGUGCCGGUGGGGGCCAGUCGGACCCGGAUGCGCUCGUAUCGGCAUCGGCGUCCUCCAACACUAUGAUCAGCAACAGUGCCGAGCCUGCCGAGAAUCCUCAGACUCAAGAGGACUUGGAACCCGAACAUGAGCACAUCGCGGAAAAUAGUUCCGGAUUGACGAGCGAUGACCCCUUGUGGAGGAUUCCCCCAUCGACGCUGAUCUCCGUGGUGCGUCGGUUUCAGCAGUCCUCGUAUAGCGUGUGGCCUGUUGUCAAUGCGGAGGCGCUGCUGCGGACAAUCGAAUUAGGGCGGUAUGAUGUGAGCACGUAUUGUCUGGCCACGGCAUUAUGUGCGGCGACGAUGGCUCAACUGCAGCUGGGGCCCAUUGGGAAUGACGUUGUGGACUGUGGGGCCAUGGCGACGGAAUGUAUGAGGCUGCGCGAAGAGACGGGGUAUAGGGAUCAUCCGGACUUGAGGAGUGUGUUUGUUUCGUUCUUCCUGCAUGUGUAUCAUGCGAAAAUCAACCGGCGUAAUUCGGCAAUGAUGUUCAUACAAGAGGCGAUUUCUGGCGCGAGGCUGUUGAGAUUGGAUUCAGAUGAUGCAGCGGGGGCGCGACGGAGUCCACAGGACGAUGUUAUCGAAAAUGAUGAGAUUUUGUUCGUUUUAUUGUGGGUUUCUGAGAGAGGCUAUGCUAUACACCUUGGUCUUGCGCCUUCUUAUACCAAUCCUAUGGUGGUGCCGGACUUGCGAGGUGAACCUGGCAAUGUCCAUGUUCAAGGAUUGGUCGAAUUGGCCAGACUCUUCGCCACUUUUGAUGCAUUGUCGGUGCAGCGACGCACCGGAAAGAUUGAUCGUACUACAAUUUCAGCCGAUAGCCUAGCUGAGACUGAAGCUGCGUUGUCGAUGCUCUCGCUCAGAUGUCAUUACGAAGCAUCCUCGCGUGUGGCGGACCACUGCAUCACGAAGGAAUGGAUGCGGACUAUUGUCUGGCAGGAGGCACUAUCGAGGCAAUUGCUUUCCACCUCGGCGUACGCCGAGCUGAUGACGUUCAAGUUCCCGGCGCUUGUCAGUCGCGAUCUUUUGUAUUCGCUGCGGAAGUUCACGGAAUCCGAUUUGCUGCCGUUGGGCCGUGAUCAGGUAAGUUACUGA
Aspergillus melleus is the source of this 1290-nucleotide messenger RNA. Its product is annotated as putative C6 transcription factor. The transcript is spliced from 2 exons. Lineage: Eukaryota; Fungi; Ascomycota; Eurotiomycetes; Eurotiales; Aspergillaceae. Gene Ontology annotation, molecular function: zinc ion binding; DNA-binding transcription factor activity, RNA polymerase II-specific. The coding region runs from base 1 to 1290 and encodes 429 amino acids. The record is from RefSeq and is a predicted model, not a curated record. Gene Ontology annotation, biological process: regulation of DNA-templated transcription.